AUGAACAUGGACGGUCGUUAUACAUACGUACACAUGCAACGGGCACGCGACGCCGAUUUGUUUGAGGACUUCUGCAAGGACAAGCUACCCGAUGAUGAGAUCUACGUGCCACCUCAUUACCAACCCAUCAAUCCGGAGGACGAGGAUGAUGUCGUUCCUGAUCAACAUGCCGCCUUUGGAAUCCAGAAAGCCACUCAGCACAACAAGGAACCGGCCUGGAAAGAUCUUGGUCUAAACGAGCUGAUGAGGAAAGGCCCUGCGUCAGGAAAGGUUGGCGAUGGGAUCAUAUUUCGAAGGAACGGGUACCAGGGCCUGCCACGGUGA
Molecule: messenger RNA, 324 nt
Organism: Durotheca rogersii
Lineage: Eukaryota; Fungi; Ascomycota; Sordariomycetes; Xylariales; Xylariaceae
Product: Apc13p-domain-containing protein
Exons: 2
Coding region: 1-324 (107 amino acids)
Biological process (GO): positive regulation of mitotic metaphase/anaphase transition
Cellular component (GO): anaphase-promoting complex
Source: RefSeq, a predicted model, not a curated record